Messenger RNA from Esox lucius (northern pike), 3684 nucleotides. RefSeq names its product structural maintenance of chromosomes 5 (gene smc5). Bases 197 to 3442 code for a protein of 1081 amino acids. The record is from RefSeq and is a predicted model, not a curated record. Lineage: Eukaryota; Metazoa; Chordata; Actinopteri; Esociformes; Esocidae. Gene Ontology annotation, cellular component: Smc5-Smc6 complex. Gene Ontology annotation, biological process: double-strand break repair via homologous recombination. Gene Ontology annotation, molecular function: ATP hydrolysis activity; ATP binding. The transcript has 24 exons.
GAUAUUAUUGUAAUUUGUUUGCUAAUAAUCCAUGUUUGAUCAAAACAUUUAAUCAUGGGGCAAAAUGAACGGCUCCUUUAACCUAUUCGAUUCGGCUGUUCAAAAUGUUCGUUCCCAAAUGACUCAUCACUAGUCAACAGUGGUGGCGCGAGUUGUUGCGCGGCCACCCGUUUCCUCAAGUAGAAAAGUCCUAAUUAUGGCUUCCCUGGGCAAAAGAAAACGAAUAAGUAACGUAAAGAACACACAAUCUUCAAAUAAUGAAGCAUGUUCUUCAUAUGCUACUCAAACUGACCCGCAUGAUGGUCAAGAUGGCAAAGAGACUGGAUUCGUCAAAGGAUCAAUACUUCGAAUCACAAUGCAUAACUUCCUAACCUAUGAUCACUCUAUUGUUUACCCUGGGCCGAACCUGAAUAUGAUCGUGGGAGCCAAUGGAACUGGGAAGUCCAGUAUUGUCUGUGCCAUAUGUCUGGGUCUGGGAGGAAAGACUGCCAUCCUGGGCCGAGGAGACAAGGUUGGGCUUUAUGUGAAGAGAGGAUGCAACAAAGGAUCAAUUGAGAUUGAAUUGUACAAGCCUAGGGGUAACCUAGUGAUCAACAGAGAGAUCCACGUGGAGAAUAACCAGUCAGUGUGGAUGCUGAAUGGGAGACACUCAAGCCAGAAGGCUGUGGAGGAGGAGGUUAAGGCGCUACAGAUCCAAGUGAGCAACCUCUGCCAGUUUCUGCCACAGGAGAAGGUGGGGGAGUUUGCCAAGAUGUCAAAGACUGAGCUUCUAGAGGCCACAGAGAAGUCUGUGGGUCCUCCAGAGAUGUACGAAUUCCACUGUGAGCUAAAAACAUUCCGCACCAAGGAGAGGGAACUGGAGAAUGUGUGCAAAGAGAAGGCCAGUGCUCUGGAGAAGUUUAAGCAGAGGAAUGAACGGAACAAGCACGACGUGAAGCGCUACUACGAGAAGAAGAGACACCUGGACAUGAUCGAGAUGCUGGAGAAGAAGAAACCCUGGGUGGAGUAUGAAACGGCCCGUAUGGAGCUGGAGGGGGUGAAAAAGGAGAGGGAAGAUGCCAAGAAGCAGCUGAAAACGUUGAGGGAGUCCCAGGCCCCAAUGCUGAAGAAGAUCCAGCACAUAGACAGCCAGCUGAGGCCUAUCGAGAACCAGAUGAAGGAAAAGACGGCCAGGAUCAAGGAGGCCUCUCAGAAGUGUAAACAGAAACAGGACCACCUGGACCGCAAGCACAGAGAGAUUGAGGACAUCAAGCAGGCCUUCAGCCUAAAGCAGACGGAAGAGGCGGACCGGCAGAAGCGAAUCAGUAACACCCGGCGCAUGAUUGAUGACUUGCGGGCCGAGCUGUCCAACAUAGGCGACGUGUCAGAUGUGACUCCGCAGAUUGAUGCUGUGAACAGCGAGAUCAAGCGCAUCCAGGCGGAGAAAGCCGAGAUAGAGGGAGAGAAUACCGACCUGAGCAGGGAGAAGGACAACUUGAUGGCAGAGUGUGCAUUGUUGAAGAACCAGCUCAGGAGUCUGGAUGACAUGAUGAAGAUCAAAGAAGCCAAGCUGAGAGGGCGCUCCAGGGACACCUACAGUGCCAUUCAGUGGCUGCGGCAAAACAAAAACCUCUUCAGUGGCAAUGUCUAUGAACCCAUGAUGCUAGUGAUCAGUGUCCGCAACCCUGAACAUGCCAAGUAUGUGGAGAACCACAUUCCUUUCAAUGACCUGCGGGCCUUUGUCUUCCAAAAGAGGGAGGACAUGGAGAAGUUCAUGGCAGAGGUGCGUGACAAACAAAACCUGAAGGUGAAUGCAGUGUUCGCUCCAGACGGGUCCGGUGCCACACGGAUCCCCUCACGGCCCAUUGAGUCGCUCGAGCGUUUUGGGUUCUUUGCAUACCUGCGGGAGCUCUUUGACGCUCCUGAAGAGGUUAUGAGCUACCUCUGCAACCAGUACAAGGUCCACGAUGUUCCCGUGGGAACGGAUAGAACCAAAGCCAUGAUCAAGACGGUGAUUGAGGAGCCCUACCUGAAGGUGCUUUAUACAGCUGAGGAAAAGUACUCCCUGAAGAAGUCUCUUUACUCGGGCAAAAUCAGCACCAGUAACUCUGCCGUGCGUCCCUCCCAGUAUCUCACCAUGGCGGUCGAUGCAGAGGACAAACGUCAGAAGGAGUUGCAAAUCAAGGCUGCUGAGAAGAGUAUGCAGGCCAUUGAUUCCCGGAUGAGUACCAUGCGGGAGUCUGUCCUGAAGCUGGAUCGGCGUGACAAUGAGCUGAAGGCCAAGAAAAAGGAGCUGUCGGAGCUGAAGGGCAAAAAGAGACAGCUUGAACAGAAGAUCAGCGCCAAGCAGGACAGUCUUCGACAGAUGGAGCAGGGAGGCAUUGACCUACAAAAGGCUGAGGAAGAGACCAAGACCCAGAUCUCAGCAGUUAACUCCCAGAAGGUCGCCAUCGUGGCUGAGUUUAUGACCCAUAUGAAGCUCAGGGCUAAGUUGAGUAUGGAGAAGGUGUACACGGCUCUAGAGACAAUGGGUUUGACUGCCGAGAAGACCAAGCUGGAGAACGACUGCAGGGAAGGCUCAGCAGAGCUCAGAGUUCUAGAGCAAGCAUGUGCAAAGCUGGACCAGCGUAAGGCCCGCCUGUUGGAGACGUGUAAGGGCCUGAUGAGGACGGCCAGGGAAAUUUGUAAAAUGGACCCAGGAGAGAGCGCUGUACCCCAAGACCUACACACGGCUUUCUGCCAGCUGCCUGACACUCUAGAUGAGAUAGACUCCAUGUUGAAUGAGGAGAGGUCCAGAGCCGAGUGCUUCACUGGCCUCAGUGAGAAUGUGGUAGAUGAGUACAACAAGAGAGAGCAAGAGAUAAAGAACCUUGAGAAAGAGCUGGAUGACAAAAAUAAGGCCUUGGACACCUAUAGACGGAACAUAUCAGAGGCUAAAGAGCGCUGGCUAAACCCUCUGAAGCAACUGGUAGAGCAGAUCAAUGUUAAGUUCAGCGAUUUCUUCUGCUCCAUGCAGUGCGCCGGGGAGGUGGACCUGCACUCAGAAAACGAGGAGGAGUAUGAUAAGUACGGGAUCCGGAUCCGGGUGAAAUUCCGCAGCAACACGCAGCUCCACGAGCUCACCGCCCAUCACCAGAGUGGCGGUGAGCGCAGCGUGUCCACCAUGCUCUACCUCAUGGCCCUCCAAGAGCUGAAUCGCUGCCCCUUCCGGGUGGUGGACGAGAUCAACCAGGGUAUGGACCCAGUCAAUGAGAGGAGAGUCUUUGACAUUGUGGUACGGACAGCUUGCAAGGAGACAACCUCCCAGUACUUCUUCAUCACACCCAAGCUGUUGCAGAACCUCCAGUAUGCAGAUGAGAUGACCGUCCUGUGUGUCCACAAUGGACCUCACAUGCUGCCCCCCUACAAGUGGGAUGAGAAGGGAUUCAUUAGACGUUGCCUCCGCCGCAAAGGCAAACAGUGAAGGAGGAGUUGAGUCAUCAGCCAGUGCUUUUCUGAGGGAGAAUCUCUUGCAUCCUCCUAAUUUCCUCAAGGACUUACUAAAAGGUUUAUUAAGUUGAGAUUCUCCCAGAGUUCUCCGCCAUCUAGUGCCAAAAUUCUUAUGUACAGGCCCAAUCUGUUGGAUAUUAUGCUGUGGUCCCGCUAACACUGUUUGUUAGUUGUUUUUAUGUACUCAUUUCAAAUUAAUAAAUGUUUUGUAUAUAA